Mytilus californianus (California mussel) is the source of this 1592-nucleotide messenger RNA. Its product is annotated as nuclear receptor subfamily 1 group D member 1-like. Gene Ontology annotation, molecular function: zinc ion binding; RNA polymerase II cis-regulatory region sequence-specific DNA binding; nuclear receptor activity. Bases 110 to 1480 code for a protein of 456 amino acids. The transcript is spliced from 7 exons. The record is from RefSeq and is a predicted model, not a curated record. Lineage: Eukaryota; Metazoa; Mollusca; Bivalvia; Mytilida; Mytilidae. Gene Ontology annotation, biological process: cell differentiation; negative regulation of transcription by RNA polymerase II; positive regulation of transcription by RNA polymerase II.
ACAAUUAAUACGUAAAAGUCACGUGAUCACACACUAUAGUCUUGUUGGACUGAGAUAACACGAAAAGUAUUUGACAUUAGGCAUACAGGGAAAAUAUUAAUAUAUUAGUAUGGCGACAGGAUGUGAUUUAUUCACUUCAGUAGAAAAUGAACAGACGAUUACAGAAACAGAUGAUUUUUCACCUCUGAGUUCAGCUGGUUCUGUAGAUAGCGGAUUUACUGAAAAUGAAGAAGGAUCAAAUGGCGUGCAAGACAUUCAUAAAAAAUGGGGAAAUUGCCCACCAGACAGCAGCUUGUUACCUCCAUGUCGAGUAUGUGAAGAAAAGGCCUCUGGAUGGCAUUAUGGUGCUAAUACCUGUGAACCCUGUAAGGGAUUUUUUCGUCGCUGCAUUGUCAAAAUGAAGAAAAAAGAAGAAUACAAAUGCCUUAAGGACAAGAAAUGUAAGCUUGGUGGUGGUAAAAGAAUGUCUUGCUCAUUCUGUAGAUAUCAAAAGUGUUUGGCAGUAGGAAUGUCUCAUGAUGCUAUAAAGAUAGGACGAUACACACACGAAAAACGAACAAGCAACAUUAAGGAAAUAAAGAAGAUAAAAGUGACAGAAAAGAUACAAGAAAAAUCUUCUGAAAUUUACGUAGAUGAAAAAGAAGUUGACAGUUUAGUUGAAACUUUAAUUCAAAUCGAACAAGAAUUUAAUGGUGAAUUUAUUGAACUGUUUGAAGCAGAUGGACUGUUGGCGUUGCAGAAGACCGUAUAUGAGACAUUUAAACAAAAAGAAGAAAUAUUUGGCAAGUUAGGAUACUUACCCACACAUGUUUAUGACGAAUUUUAUAAAGCUACUGGUAUAGACAUUGAUAAUCGAAAAAACAAAAUGAGUACAAUUGCUUCUCAUAUGGAUAAAUUCAUUAGAAACAUGAUAAAUUUUGCUAGAAAUAUUCCCGGAUUCAGUGCGUUGUCAACAGCAGACCAGAUUGUUCUGUUAAAAGCUGGAUUCCAUGAGUAUUGGUUCCUUGAGUUCCAUCGAAGGGUCAAUCCAGAACUGAGAGUAAUUGCACUUACUGAUCAUGCAAACCCUGGUAUAUUUGGAGCUCACCAGUCGGAAAUGAGUUCUUUAUUAAACCACAGAAACACAGAUUAUAUGUUUGAAUGUGCAGCAAGUUUAAGAAAGUGUAACCUUUCUGCAGAAGAGGUAACUCUUGCUAGAGGAAUUGUUUUAACAUUUACAGAUCAGUGCACAUUACAAGAACCUGAUAAAGUGGAGAAAAUCCAGUGGUAUUUGGUUAAUUGUUUACGGACUGUAGCAAAGAAAAGUUACAAGAACCCAGACGAAAGACUCUGGAAAAUACUUGACAAGUUUACACUGCUUCGUAGCGUAUCAAACUAUGGACGUGAAAUGGACAAUAUUAAAGCUCAGUGGCCUGUGAUGAAAGACCACCCGCUUGUUUUAGAAAUAAUUGGCACAGAAAUUGUGAAUCAAUCAAAAUGAAUCAAAAAGACAUUCCUCAUUUGCUAACCGUUAAUUGUGGGCCAAUCAGUAUUUCAUAAAUUUUCUAUCCAUGACCAAUUUUAUAAAAUAAAGAUAUACAUUAUUACACAAA